Molecule: messenger RNA, 995 nt
Organism: Zeugodacus cucurbitae (melon fly)
Lineage: Eukaryota; Metazoa; Arthropoda; Insecta; Diptera; Tephritidae
Product: protein snakeskin
Exons: 3
Coding region: 115-642 (175 amino acids)
Biological process (GO): septate junction assembly
Source: RefSeq, a predicted model, not a curated record
UCGUUUCAAUUUUAGUUUACGAACGACUGCAAACGAGCUCAAACGAACAAAAGUAUCUUUUAAAAGUUUCUAAUUUUAUCGACUUGCUUCAAAAUUAAUUAAUUGUUCUUUAAGAUGGAAUGGUCAUGGAUUUGGAUAUUUUCAAUUGUGAUUAAAGCAUUGAAAUUGAUUCUUAAUUUAGCUAUUCUUAUAAUUUAUCGGAUUGGCGCUGGAGGUAGAUUUCUUGGUGUUGGUGGCACAUGGAAUCUUUGGGAGGAGAAAAGUGCGGGCUGUGAAAUAUUCGCUUCCGGCGUUUUCAUUGGAUUCAUUGUUUAUACGGGCGUACACACGAUUGCCUACUUCUUUGGACCCAACAAAUACAGACAUGAACUCACGGACACCAUGAUGAAUGUGGUCGGUACGUUUUUGUGGGUCCUAGUUGGUGGCAUUGCUCUGCACUAUUGGGUCGGCUACAUGGAUACCAGCGACUACUCAUACUUGGGUGUUCAAAAUGUACCAGUUAAUGCUGGUAGUGACAAGCUGGUUGGCAUUAUAAUGGGAUCACUCUGCAUACUGGAGGGUGCUUUAUAUUUAGUGGACACAGUGAUGAGUUGCUUACACUACUCAAAGGGUGAUACUGAAUAUACUGGUGUGGCACGUUAGUGCUUCCAAAUUAUUUUUGUUUUUAAUUAAAUAUUUGGUGACAAAAAACGUUUCCGAAAAUGUAAUUUGAUUGUUAGUGAAAUAUUUCCAAUUGAUUAUAUGUGCCAAUUAUUUAAUUAAUUAUUAUACUUUUCCUUCAAAUAUUUCGAAUCGGAGUACCGAAAUGUGAGGACCUUUUAUUUAACUUCAUUGUAGCUCUCAAUAAUAAUUACCAACAAAUAUAGAACUAAUCGUACAAGCAAACUGUAAGGAUCGCAUUUUCGGUAUUCCAUAAUGUGUACAACACUUUUUUACUGUAUUUGCAAAUAUUUCAAACAUUUUUAAAAGAUUUUAAUAAAUAUACCGAAACUACA